Molecule: messenger RNA, 2961 nt
Organism: Peromyscus maniculatus bairdii (prairie deer mouse)
Lineage: Eukaryota; Metazoa; Chordata; Mammalia; Rodentia; Cricetidae
Gene: Mpig6b
Product: megakaryocyte and platelet inhibitory receptor G6b
Biological process (GO): megakaryocyte development; integrin-mediated signaling pathway; blood coagulation
Cellular component (GO): plasma membrane
Source: RefSeq, a predicted model, not a curated record
GCUGGGGAGAUAAGAAGUCAGGCUGAGGUGACGGGAUGUCUCAGUCACCUGAGGAUGAGUUGAGGUAAGGGAAGGGUGGAGACCUGCCCACUAAGCAGCCCGUGUCUCUGACCUGCUUUGUUCACAGGGACAGAGCAGGUGAAUGCAAAGUGGGCGUUGUGCGGAGGCAUUUGUUCUGUGUGGAAACUACACACCCUAAAUACUUUCCUCCACCCAGCCUAUUUGGGAUGAGUCAAGAAUUGUACUAACAAAAACUUGGAGCUAGGGAUGGCUGGGAUAUGGAGAAAGCUUGGAGACAGCGAGAGUAGAGGUUAGGAAAGAGGGUGAGACUUGGGAGAGAGAGAGAGAGAGAGAGAGAGAGAGAGAGAGAGAGAGAGAGAGAGAGAAGAAGAAGAAGAAGAAGAAGAAGAAGAAGAAGAAGAAGAAGAAGAAGAAGAAGAAGAAGAAAUUAUAAAGUGUAGAAGUUAGCAGUGCCUUCAGAGAUGGCAUGGAAUUGAGGCUGUAAGAAAGCCACCUGUGACCAGCUUUAGAAGUUGACUGGACCUCCGCCAAGAGCUUGGGAAGAAUCAGUCCUGAAUGGAUCCUUUCUACGCCUGUUCUGGCUCUCACUCUAUGGAAGAAGGGAUAAUACCUGUGCGGCAUAUCACUGGAUUGUCUUAUCAUCUAACAAAAGUGGAGAGUGGGUGCAGAAUGGCAUGCCAGGAUUCCUGUGUUGGCCAACUUCAGGUUUGGGCAUGCAAAGUUCCAUGAAAGAAUGGUCAGCUCAAGGGUGGAGGAGCUUAGUGUGCCCCCAGGAAUCCCAUCUCACUUUAGGGGUCCUCUGAAGGGCAGCCCUGGGGACCGGGUGAACCUUUCCUGCAAAGAUGUCUUAGAGCCCGCCCGCUGGGCUUGGGCGCCUAGUUUCCCGGCGUGCAAGGGCCUGUCCAAAGGGCGCCGUAAGAUCGUGUGGUUGUCGUCGAGCGGGACCCCAGUGGUGCUUGAGCUCUUCUCCGGCCGCCUGCGUUCCCUGGACACUAGUAUCAAGGAGCUAGAGCUACUGCUGAGCGCCGGCGAUUCUGGCACCUUCUUCUGCAAAGGACAGCAAGAGAACGAGAGCCGCACAGUGCUUCAGGUGCUGGGGGACAAGGCAGACUGCAGGGCUCCGGCAUCUACCCACGGUUCCGAGUAUCCCAAGGUCCUGAUUCCUCUGCUGGGCAUUGGGCUGGUGCUGGGACUGGGUGCCUCGGGCUUGGUCUGGUGGCGGCGCAGGCACCCGCCCCUGCCCCCGCCCCCGCCUGGACCACUCCCCGCAUUUGCUCCAGUCAUAACCGCUGAGCCGCAACAGCCUUUAGAACAGGAGUCCAAGACCUCAGGCCACCUGGACCAGGAGCCGAGCCUGCACUAUGCUGAUCUGGACCACUCCGUCCUCGGGAGGUACCGCCGGAUGUCCACAGUGGUUCCUGGUGAUGCCUCCACUGUCUAUGCGGUUGUGGUUUGAAGGGAAGCUCUUGCUCUCCAAACCUUCCAAUCCGGGGCUUCCCUUCUCUCUAUAAGCUCCUCAGCUGGAGGGGGAAGGCACCAUGGACAGAGGCACUAGUCUCGGCUUCUGGAUACCUGGGUUGUCUCUGCAACUAUUCGGCUUUUUUCAGCCACCCCCAUCUCUCCUGUAAGUUUUCCUUCACCACUGAUGCCCUCUCUAAAGCUGACCAAGCCGUCUGUCAUAAGUUUUAACUCCCAAAUAGACAUCCCGUCUGUUCACUCUCCCUUUCCAAACAAGCGUUUUGAUCUUAAGGCAUACACCGGGCCUCAUUUCCCUGCCUCACACCCACUGCUAUGAUCAUUGGCUGUGGCUGCUCAUCUACAGUCUAAGGUUGCCAGUGAUGUCCUAGUCCACAAGAUAACAUUCACUGACUUGGCCCUAGAUCAGCCCUCUUUAAACCCUGAUUUACUUUGUUGUGAAAUCUCCCUUCUAGACGCCCGGCCAUUCUGUUUGCCUCUUCCUCCUUCUUUCCUUCUCUUCUAGGAAGCUAGCCAAUCCUCAGCCCCCUUCCCUCCAACCCAGAUCUCAGUCCUAGUACACCCUGUCCAGCUAGCCUCGGGCAUUUUGCACAAGGCAUAUCAAACCUGACACAGUCAUUUCUUCCUGGGCCCUCCUCUGCAUUCUCAUGACCAACCCAAGUUGCCCAAGGCAGAAACUGGGAGUCAGAGUACACCAACUCCUCUCCCACACAGGGACUUAUGAAGCUCCCCACACAUCUUUCCUUUAAAGACGGGCUCUCCUGUAGCUGAGGCUGGCUUUGAACUCCUGAUCCCCUUGCCUCCACCUUCAGUGUGGGGUUACAGCGACUACAGGCGCACACCACCACACAAGGCCUUGUCUUAGUGUCACUGUCAAAUCUGAACCUGUCUCCAUGUCCAGAGCUGCCACCAGAAAGUACUUUCAUCAUCUGCUUCAGGGGUGACCCACACUCCCUUCUGACCCUCCUGCCCUCCCGAGCACCACCACUGGCCCUCUCCUGAGGCUUCGGCUUUGGGUACGGGUGCUGCGUACUCUUAGGCUUCUCUGUCGUUUCCUGUGUACACAUGUCCACCUUCGAUUCUCCAGUUUUCUCCCUGCAACACUCAUUGGUCUGGUGAAAUAAAUUCCACCUUCUGGAUUCCUUUUCCCUCUUCCUUACUUCCUGCCUGGAUUCCACUCAAAUGUAGCCUUUCCUGAGAUAUUGAUCCUCAUCCCAAAUGCUUGCCCACUCCUGAACAAAAUUUGAUGCUCUAGAAACCCCCUGAUUUUUUCUCAUAGAAACAGACUCCUGAAAACCAUCCCAUUCUGACCUGUCUGCCAACUCACAAGGAAAUGUCAGGAACUACGAGUUUUCUGACAUCAGGGGACGAACCCUCUUGACUCACUGUUAAGCCUCAAUACACGAAUAAGUGUCUCGGAAAACACUGUUCUUCUUUAUCAAAUAAAGGUGGACAGGUAAUCCA